Molecule: messenger RNA, 2087 nt
Organism: Nomascus leucogenys (northern white-cheeked gibbon)
Lineage: Eukaryota; Metazoa; Chordata; Mammalia; Primates; Hylobatidae
Gene: C4H18orf54
Product: chromosome 4 C18orf54 homolog
Source: RefSeq, a predicted model, not a curated record
UUAACAUUCUGUUCUUCCGCAUGAUGGAUUUUCUUUUGGAGAUUCAAACUGAAGCCUGUACGGAGGAAAUGUUGUUUUUAAGGGAAAUGAAUAGAAAUAAUCCACUUUGAAGAAGCCAUGGCAAAAUCAAAGACAAAACAUAGACUUUGUUCUCAGGAAUCUUCAGUAUCUGCGCUGCUGGCAAGCUGCAGCCUGAGUGGUAGUAAUUCCUCUAAUUCUGAUGGCUCGUUUCAUUAUAAAGAUAAGCUGUACAGAUCUGCUUCUCAAGCUCUACAGGCUUAUAUUGAUGAUUUUGAUCUAAGCCAAAUAUAUCCUGGUGCAAGCACUAGAAAAAUUAACAUUGAUGAGGAUUUUACUAAUACGUCACAGUUCUGCAACUAUAUUUACAAACCAAACAAUGCUUUUGAAAACCUCGAUCACAAAAAGCACUCAAACUUCAUAUCCUGUAGAAGACAGACUAUUAAUGACAUAGACUCCAUGAGCCUGACAACUGAUGAUCUAUUAAGACUUCCAGCAGAUGGAUCAUUUUCUUGUACUUAUGUUGGACGGAGUCACCGAACGAGCAAGAAAAGCAAGAAAUGCCAUGGAAGACUGGGUUCAUUGGACGUUGAGAAGAAUCCAAAUUUUCAAGGACCCUACACUCCCAUGGGCAAGGAUAACUUUGUUAAUCCUGUUAUACGCACAAAUAUAAAUGGAAAGCAAUGUGGUAGGCUAAAAAACCCAAAACUUAUUAAUAGGACUAAUAAUUGCAUUUCUGAAUCAUCUUCGUCUUUUCCCAAGAAAUCGUCUUUCAAGGACAGUUCAGAACACAGUCUUGAAAAGAAUUAUCCAAGAUGGCUCACUAGCCAGAAAUCUGACCUUAAUGUUUCAGGGAUAACUAGUAUACCUGAUUUCAAAUACCCAGUCUGGCUCCACAAUCAAGACUUGCUACCUGAUGCAAAUAGUCAAAGGGUUUAUCAGAUAUUUAAAGAUGAUCAGUGUUCUCCUAGACAUAGUCAUCAGGCACAAGGAACUUCUCGGCUUAUGAAUAAAUUAGAUUGUUUUGAAUAUGCUUUUGAACCCUCAAACUUUUCAAAUUCCUUGAGUGAUGAUAAAGAAUUAGUUAAUGAAUACAAAUGUGAUUUUGAACAUAGCCAAUGUCAAUGUGAGAAUCCACUUCUCCCAGGACAAUCCACAAAGCCAUUCAGUGGUGACAAAAUUGAAUUGCUUAUCUUGAAGGCCAAGAGAAAUCUAGAGCAGUGUACUGAAGAAUUACCAAAGUCCAUGAAAAAGGAUGACAGUCCUUGCUCAUUAGAUAAACUUGAGGCAGAAAGAUCAUGGGAAAAUAUUCCUGUUACUUUCAAAUCUCCUGUUCCCGUUAACUCUGAUGAUAGUCCUCAACAAACUUCAAGGGCAAAGAGUGCUAAAGGGGUUCUUGAAGACUUUCUAAAUGAUGAUAAUCAGAGCUGUACUCUUUCUGGAGGCAAACAUCAUGGUCCUGUCGAAGCCCUGAAACAAAUGUUAUUUAACCUUCAAGCAGUACAAGAACGUUUUAAUCAAAAUAAGACCACAGAUGCAAAAGAAGAGAUUAAACAAGUUUCAGAAGAUGGUUUCUCUAAAUUACAGUUGAAGGAAAGUAUGAUUCCUAUUACUAGGUCACUUCAGAAGGCUUUGCACCAUUUAUCUCGCCUGAGAGACCUGGUUGAUGAUACGAAUGGAGAACAGUCACCGAAAAUGUGAAGAGGAAAAUGAAACUGUCACCACAAUAAAUAGUCACCACAGAACAAAUAGGCAUUUUUUCUAUUACUUAAACUGACAAAGUAAAUAUAAGCCAUACAUUAUUUUGUAGUUGGUUCAAGGAUUAUAUAUUUCUAAAACACUAAACUUGAAAAUACUCAUAGGUUUUGGGACCUAUCUUUAUUUUGUGCCAACAUACUAGAAUGUGAACUGCAAGGACCCACAAUGUAUCCUAAAGUCUUACUUUUGCUUUCUGGCCAGCAAAUGUCUAAUAUUUAAAGUUGGAUGACUUCUGUUCUUGAAGCUUAUCUGGAUUUAACCUUCUUCAGCAUCCUCAACAUUUUAUUACCUGGUUCAGGAUCAUUAAGAAA